AUGGCUCCAGGGGAAUCGAGCGGCCCGAAAGCUAGUGCUGCCACAAAUAUCGACAAUAUUCCGGCCAGUCAGCGCGUCUAUCUUGGUGCAAGAGCAGAUGGAUAUCUCAAUUUCUACAGUCGAGGUCCAAGUCCAGGAUUCGAUGUCGUGAACACUAUCACCGGCGGCUACGCUUCUAUGGGACCAGCCGCAAUGCUUGCUCUGGGACUGACUGAGUGUUGUGCUCGGUUUGGUCGCGGAAAAGUCUUUCAUUUCAUCAAACCUCUGAUUUCCAAGGCUACGCUCACCAGAGACAUGUGGCCAGACGAAUACAUCUCCCUCCCGGAACUCAUCUUCACAGACUACAUCUGGACUGAGGCUGAAUCAAUCCAGUGGCUGCAAAGUCCUCACUGGCAACGUCUUGACCUGUUGAAUGCACGCGGAAAUGCGCUGUCGAUUAGCAGCCCUGUCGUUCCCGUCACGCUGUGCUGGGAGACCAAAACAGAUUAUUCGAAUAUCAAUUUCUUUCAAGGCCUGGCCCCCGUCAUGCUGUACUGCAACGAUCGCGGUGCCGUAUAUAUGGGCUUACAUGAAGACCUCUCACACCACGCAAAGUACUUCGACAGAGCUGCCAAACUUCCUUUAAUAGGUCGCAGAGUCUGGUACGCCGAAAAAGAAAAAAUUCCUCAGUUCCAAAUGCGAUCAGGCAACCAGGUUCUACAAGAAUUGUUGAGCCUAUACCAAUCUCGGCGUCCAGGAGUUGUGUUCGUACAUGAGGAGAUAGUGAAAGAGUCAAUUCAGGCGCAUCAUAAAUGGGUGGCGAACGGGGGAUACACUAUUGCCAGCGACAAGGAUCUUGGACCUGACGUCGCGGCGGCUGCGGAACUAGUUCGGAAUCGACGAGGUUUCCAGAAUACAGUGGCGCCCGCACGAGAACAACCUGACACUACAGCUAUUAGAGCAGAACUCCGUGACCUAAGAGUUGAAGUAGCCGCGUGGCCCGCUUCUGUGAAAGAGGCUUAUGCUGAUUUCAUAAAUGCUGCUAACAGAGGCGUAUCGGUGGUGGUUGAGUUCACGAUUUCGAACAUCAAUUGGCAAGAUCUAUCAGUUGAACACAAGAGAAAAAUUCUGAGACUCUGGGAAUUGGAACAAGAAGUAUCGACAGUCAUGGAAGUUGAGGAUCAGGCAAUGAUCGAUCUUACCGCACAAGUUGAGCAAGAAACUUUGGAUCCUCCGGAACAUACUUCGCAACUACAACAACCUUCAACCAGCACACGUGGCAGAGCCACGAGGGCACGAGGUAACCGUGGAAGAGCCACACCCGCGAGGGCAAGAGGUACAAGAGUAGCAUCUACUAGUGCCCCACCUGCGAGAACUUCAUCUGCCAGAGCCUCAUCUGCCAGAGCCACGCCUAUGAGAGUCACACGUCGAAGAGCCAUACCGGACGACUCGGACAACGAAGAAACAGCAUCUGAUCGCAUGACAAAUUCUCCUGACUUGACUGACAGCUCUGAAAAGGCUGUGGAACCAGAGGCCUCGACUGGCGUUCAGGAUGAAGACGAGAUCAUGACCAUUCCCGACUAUCAAGACUCUUCAUCUACAUUUUAG
This is a messenger RNA of Exophiala bonariae, 1587 nucleotides long. RefSeq lists its product as uncharacterized. The coding region runs from base 1 to 1587 and encodes 528 amino acids. The record is from RefSeq and is a predicted model, not a curated record. The transcript is spliced from 2 exons. Lineage: Eukaryota; Fungi; Ascomycota; Eurotiomycetes; Chaetothyriales; Herpotrichiellaceae.